Messenger RNA from Lymnaea stagnalis (great pond snail), 15115 nucleotides. NCBI's taxonomy places the organism in Eukaryota, Metazoa, Mollusca, Gastropoda, Lymnaeidae. The record is from the annotation of a GenBank genome assembly.
AAUAGCGAGAACUUACGAGACAAAUGUAAAUCAACAUGGCGGAUACUAAGCGUACCGAGAAUAAAAAAGACGAAAAAACUGAUAGCAAAGAAGCUGAAAAGAAGAAAGGAGAAGCAAAAACUGAACAGGAUCUGGUAUGCUUUUAUUUUCAAUAAGAUUUUUUUUAUAAAUCAUGAAUCACAUUUAUUGUUUAUAUAGAAAAUAGUAAACUUCCAUAACCGAUGAAGGGACACUUCAAAUUGAUCAAAAUCUGCAUGUCACCCCAGCUAAGCCAGCCUAAGCUGUGUAAUAUAGUUGAGUAGCAACACUACACUAACUAGACUACACAUCACAGUUUGCAACUAACAUUAAAAAAUCACUCUGGGUAUUUUCGUUUUGUAUGAUCUACCUAUUGAGUGUUGGUUAUGAAAAUAUUCAGUUUUUCCAGUUUCAAGCUAUAAAAACAUUUGAGGUCUGGCUUGGUAUUCAUUCUUUUUGUCUUUGUAUUUUAUCUUCAUUAUAGGCCUACACCUACAGUUACAGUUACAGCCUACAUUCUUCAAAUACCCAAUAUUACCCCCUCUUGAUAAGUUUUCUAUUUCAUUUAGUUUAGCUUUUUCACAUUUUUUUUUCUUCCUCCACAUUUUCACUGCUUUUCUUCUGGCUUUGUAUAGUAUAUAAUAUAAAUAUAAUAUUAAUAUUUGACUUUUAUUUCUGGUUUCCCUUUGUAAAAGUUUGUAUUCGUGCCUUGUCCCUUUCUUCUACAUACAGUCUCUCUACAUUCAUUACCAAACCACCCAACUCUACUGUUAGAGUGCUGAAAUCCUACUACUUUUCUUCUGUUCUUUUCAUUGUAAUUCAUUUUGGUAAGCUCUUGCGCUUGCUAUUAGAGAGUAUUUGGUUAGGUUUUGGUAAUCAUAUAUUAAUAGUUUUUCUCUUUAAUUUUGGCCAUUGUGUAAUAUACUUAUUCUCUGCUUAUAUAUAACCCUUACAAGUAGGACUAGUAGGUGGGCAGAGUCUGCAUCUGCUCCUGAUCCAUGCCUCCGACCUAUUAGAACAUGGUCACUUUGGUUAUGAGUGAUUCCAUCUGGUGACAUUCAAGUAACUUUAUGUAUAAGUUUAUGUGGAAACUUUGUGCUGAUGCUUCUGUAAUGCUUCGUUUUCAAACGUCAAGUUUGUUCACACAUUUAUACAUCAAAAGCUGAAUAACUGAACUCAAGUGCCAUUUCAAGAACAACAUAUACUUUAACCCAAGCUACUCUAUCCUCUAGUCUUACAAUAAUUCAAAAACAUUUAGUGCAACUGGAUUCAGAAAAAUUCAAAUUAUACAACCUUGUCACUGAAUGCUAAGACUGCCAGCAACUGCCAAAUGAAUAUCACAUAGUAUAACAACUGUCAACACACUAUAUCAAUGAUACAUUAAAAUAUCAUCACAACUCGUCAAACCUCAUGGCGCCAAAAUUGUUGAUCAACCAAAUUAGCACAAAAUAAAACAGCAUUUUGUUAGCAACAAUUGCAGGUGACUAUCCAUAGUCGACAUUACAUGUCAUUUAUUUAUUUUUUAAAUGGGUGUCAAUGCUGACCAUGGAUAUUCACUUGUAAAUGUUGGUCACAAAAUGCUGUUUUAUUGUGUGUUAAUUUGGUAAGUUUGGUAAAUAAAUGUAAGAACCCAUGAAAUAUUAACAGUGUAUUUAUACACUGGUGGCAUAAGCCUUAUCCUCAGCUGGAUAUUACACAGUGCAUCAGUAACUCACUGAUACUGGAAAGUGUGUUGGUAACUUGAUGCUGGAAAGGACAUAUGUAACUUGAGGCCUGGCAGUGCGUGGGUAACUUAAUGAUACUGGACAAGAUGUUGGUAACUUAAUGCUAGAUAGUGUGUAUGUAACUUGAUACUGUACAGUGUGUUGGUGGCCGAAUAGUCACCUGCAUAUUAUGCAUAUUCUGUUGAUGAAAAAAAGAUGUGCCAAAUUAUUUUUAGUGUUAUCUGAAUUAAAGUAACUAAGAUAAAAUACUUGUUCUUCUUACAAAAUAUAUUUGACAGAAAAAUCAUUCACAUUAGACCCACUAAUUCAUUUUUAUGUACUUUUUUUAUUACUAUUUGUAGUCAGAAGAAGAUAGGCAGCUUCAAGAUGAGUUGAACAUGCUAGUAGAGAGGCUUGUUGAGCCUAACCAAAAACUUUACCCAGCGGCACUGGAAAGUUUACGUUCUCUCAUCAAGGCCUCUACUACAUCAAUGACAUCCGUGCCAAAGCCCCUAAAAUUCUUGAGACAGCACUAUGACACACUCAAAGGUGUCUAUGAGAAGAUCAAGGAUAAAGAGACACAGGUCUGCCUUACUAUUCUUAUAAUACUGGUAUUGUAUAAUUGUAAGUGACACAUUCAUGGAGUCUAAAAAUGGAAUUUCUGUACAUGGCCUUAGAGUGAAUGACUGAUUCAAUUUGUUCAUAGCCCAAGAGUGAAUAUCUGAUUCAGUUUGCAAUUAUUGUUUUCAUUAUAUAAUUUAUUUUUUUUACAUACCAACCCUCAGUGGAAAGGAAUUACAUCAUAGUACUUUUGUCUAUGACAAUAUUGUGUUAGCUUAAUUGCAAUUUUUUCAUAUUUCCAGAGGUUUUGUGCUGAUAUCAUUUCUGUCCUUGGAAUGACCAUGAGUGAAACUAGAGACAGUCUCAAGUAUCGUCUCUUAGGCUCUAAAGAAGAAAUUGGCUCUUGGGGUCAUGAAUAUGUCAGGUCAGUAGCUUAGUUUAAAAUUUAAAUUUUUGGGAUGUGUCGAUUCACAACCUAUUAUGUUCCAUCUCAAAUAUUUUAAAAUGUCAUUACUCCAGGAGGAAGAAUGUUUAUGUAAUUUUAUAUUUUAAAUUUUGACAUAUUCAUAUUAUAUUAUUAAUUCAUAAGUCUUUUUUUUUUUAUCAGACAUCUAGCAGGACAAGUGGCUCAAGAAUGGCAAGAUGUUACUGAAGAGAACACAGACAUGAAAGAGAAACUAGUCACCUUAGCCAUGCAAAUUGUUCCAUAUCACAUGUCUCACAAUGCCGAGGCUGAGGCUUGUGAUCUGCUCAUGGAAAUAGAAAGACUUGAUCUUUUGAAAGAAUAUGUGGAUGAUGCAGCAUAUUCAAGAGUUUGCUUAUAUCUUACAAGGUUUGCUUAGAAAAUGUUUGUUUCAUACCUAGUCUCUCCUUUAAAAAAAAGUAAAUUAUAAGAGAAGAAAUUUUAUUCUCAUAUUGGUUGUUCCAAGGUAUUGUAUUCUUCAUUAUUAUUUUUGCUUUCCAAAGUGCAUGGGCACAAAUUUGCCAGUUAUGUUAUUCUAAACGUAACUUGUUUUUCUCUAUUUCCAGUUGUGUACCUUAUGUCCCAGAUCCAGAAAACACUGUCCUGCUAAAAUGUGCUGUGGAUCUGUACAGGAAAUUCAAGCAGUUUCCUCAAGCUCUCCGAUUCGCUAUGGCUCUUAAUGACCUGUCACUCAUUGAGGAAAUCUUUUCUGAAUGUUCUGAUCAGUAAGAAUGUUAACACUCUUUCUGUUAUCUCAAUCUGAUUUUAUGUUACUUAAAUAAUAUCUUCAUGGUAAAGGCAUCAGUUUAAAAAAAUAAUUCUAUUCUAGGCUAAUGAAGAAGCAGCUAGCUUACAUGCUCGGACGUCAACAGAUAUCUCUGGAGCUCUCUGAGAUGAUGGAUGACAGAGAUGACCUGAGGGAGAUCAUAGCUAAUGGUCAAUUGAACCAACAUUUCCUAACUUUGGCCAGAGAGGUAAUGACAGUUUGAAGAACUAUGUUUAUAUAUUUUUUGUUAAUAUUAAAAUGAUUUUUUAAAAGUUAAUUUAAUUCAUUUUAUUAGUCUAAAAGAGGUUCGUUUUUUAGUGCAGAUUUUUGGGGGUUUUUUUUGUUUGAAUUCCAGAAAUUCUACUAAAUUAGCUGAAAAUUAUAAAAAAAAAUAUCUUUUGUUUCUUUAAAAUUAUAAGAAACUGUGAAUGUCCAAAAUAUUCAUUUUAAUGUCUUUUGAGAACUGGAUGAAAAUUUGAACGUCCUUUUUAUUAAAAAAAAAUACUGAGUGGUUGAACACAGCUAAAGUUGUUAACUUUUGACCAAAAAUAUGUCAGAACAAUGUAUAAUUCAAUUUUUCUAUUUCAGUUGGACAUCAUGGAUCCAAAAGUACCAGAAGACAUAUACAAGACACAUUUAGAACCAAACAGUAGGAUUUUUCUUAUGUCAUUUCAGUUAUCCUCAGCCUCCUUCCUAUCCAUCAAUUAUGAUGAAUGGAUUUUUUAAAAAUAUUUUAAAAUACAAAUACUUAUAGCUGAUGCACUAAUUAACAAAACCCAAUAAAAUCACCACAAAGUAACUGGCUAGAUAUAGAAACCGUCUUAAAAAACCUGGACUUGUUAACUCUACCAUGAUUUACAUAUAUUUAUACAAAUUUACUUAAAAGCUGGAAACUAUCUUUUUUAAAAAAAAAAACAGGCUGUUUUGGAUGAUAAAAUGUGGAUGAAAAAAAAAUAUAUUUCCUCAUUGUUCUAAUAAGAACAUUCUAUUUAACAAUAAAACAUACAUUUUUGUACACAUAUUUUUCAGGAAGCACAAUAGGUCCAAGUAAUCUUGAUUCAGCUCGUCAGAAUUUGGCAGCAUCAUUUGUUAAUGGUCUCGUCAAUGCUGCUUUUGGCACAGAUAAAUUAAUAACCCCAGAAGAAGGACACAAGUGGUUGUAUAAAAAUAAGGAGCAUGGUAAGACUGGGAUUGGUACAGUGUUUAAUUAAAUCUUCUCCCCAUAUAUGACAUGAAUUCUCUUGAUCAAUACUAUUAUUUGGUUUCAUCAUUGGUCCUAAUUUUUAAAAAUUUUAAAUGGUUUUUAUUUAAACAUGUAUAGAACAGUAGUUCAAAUGAAUUUCCACUACAUCAAAAUAAACUUUAUAAUUUUUGGAUAUUUUUCAUGCAAUAAUUUUUAAAACUGGGUGGCUGGGUGGUAGAAUUGUGUAAACUCAAAAAGUCACUUCAAAAGCCAAGUUUAUGGUCUGGAAUUCAAUCUCCACCAAAGACCAAGUCAGGCAAAAUAAAAAAAGAACUUCAGCACCGCGGGUGGAUUGAACCGUUAACCUUAAAUGGCAAGUCAUCUAAGAGUAGGAAACUCUAAAUCAAAACCUGGAGAAUAAGUCCUGUAGACGGAUACAUUAGUACAAUGAAAAUUCCUAUCAUCCAUAUAUGUUGUUCCCUUGGGCCGUCGAGGUGCAUGGAGUGAGGCAAUUUACUGUCUAGGAACCAGCUUAUAGUCCUAAAAAAUAAAUCCCAGGCCUUGUGACACCAUGGUCAUAUUGUGACAGACUGAUGCCAGUAAAAAAAAAUUCAAAUUUUUUUCUGUUUUAAAUUUAUUACAUUGCUUGCACUCUUGUCUUUAGGCAUGCUGAGUGCGACCGCAUCCCUUGGAUUAAUCUUGCUGUGGGAUGUCGAUGGUGGUCUAACUCAGAUUGACAAGUUCCUUUAUUCAGCAGAGGAUUACAUUAAGGUAUGUGACAGAGCUAUUUUUGAAACACUGCUGUACUAUCCAAUGCUUUGGUUAUUUUUAAGAAUUUUAUCUAUAUUUAAAUUUCUUUGUUGGCAGUUUUUGCCAGUUGGUACUCACUUAUAUUAUUUAUUUAAAUUUUGUAACCAGGCGGGGGCCUUGCUGGCAUGUGGUAUUGUCAACUCCGGGGUGCGUAACGAGUGUGAUCCAGCACUUGCCCUGCUGUGUGAUCAUGUCAUGCAUACAAAUGCUUCCAUGAGGAUCGGUGCAAUCAGUGGGUAGGUCUACAAUUUAGGUUGUAUUUUUUACAGUAGAGUUAAUUUACACAAAUAUGUUGCUUUAUUAUUGUAUCAAUAUUUAUAAGGUCAAUACAAUUAGUUCUGCAGUUCCAAAGGCUUGUAAUUCUGGUUGUAAAAUAAACACUAUCUGUUUAACUGUUUUAAUAGUUUGUACUGAAACAAAAUUAAUAGGAUGUGUUCCCCCUUUUUAAUAGUAUGUUGAGUUUGUUUACAAUUAAAUAUUUUUCAGUCUUGGUCUGGCAUAUGCUGGCUCUAACAGAGAGGAUGUUCUAGCACUAAUUUUACCUGUGCUGGGGGAUUCUAAGGCAAACAUGGAGGUGGGUGCACGUGCUCAAAUGAGUUGGAGAUAAUUUGUUAAUUUUUUUGAGUGGCAAUGAUACAAAUUAGACUUCAGUUUUCAAUUUAAAAAGAAGAAUUUUUAACUUGUGCUUUCCAAUAACUUUAACCAUGAUGUGGCAGUUUUAAAUGUUGAUACAUAUUUUUCUUUGAAGGUUGUUGGCAAUGCUGCUUUGGCCUGUGGAAUGAUUGCAGUUGGUACAUGCAAUGGAGAAGUCACUUCUACCAUCCUGCAAACCAUGAUGGAAAGAUCUGAGGCAGAACUCAAGGAAACUUAUGCUCGUUAUUUGGCCCUAGGUCUUGCCCUAGCAUUCUUAGGUUUGUCUUUUGAGAUUUUUUGUAUACCUUCUUUGCUACUAUAAUACAAAAUGAGUCAUAAAGCACUAGACCCAUGAAAAUGCAAAUGUUACAGCAAGUUGUGAAGGUAUCAUGAUAAAAUUUCAAUCAAAGGAACAUGAGACUUUGGGAAAGAAGGGGAAAAAUACUGGCAACAUCAGGAAAAAGACUGACGUCCAGUGGGCCACAGUGUCUCGAACUGUGGGAUUUAAGUUAGUUAAUUGAUCUAACCAUUAAAUUGUAGUAAAAUAAGAGUUAUAGAACUUUUUAGCAUUCUUCAUGUUUCCUUUUGAACACAGGUAAACAAGAUGCAUGUGAUGCCACUCUGGUUGCUCUUGAAGUAAUAGCUGAACCAUUGUGCUCCAUGGCCACCAUGUUGGUUGAUGUUUGUGCUUAUGCCGGCACUGGGAAUGUCCUAAAGAUACAGCAUUUGCUUCAUGUCUGUUCUGAACAUGAUGAGUCAAAAGAUGCUGACAACAAUGAGAAGAAAGAAGACAAGAACAAGAAGAAAGAUAAGGAUGAUAAGAAAAAAGAAGAAGAAAAACCAGUUGGCCCAGACCUGUCUGUUCAGCAAGGUUUGUGGAGAUAGACAAGGUCUUUUGUAGUAUGUUUAUAAAUAGAAGCUUUUGUAUUAUAUUAAUAUAUAGAAUCUUUUGUAUUAUAUUAAAAAAUGGACGCUUUUGUAUCUUGUUAAUAAAUAGGACCACUUUAAGUUAUGUUGGACAUUUCUCAAAGGCAUUUGACCGUGUCAAUCAUAGUUUGCUUCUACACAAACUUCAGAGAUAUGGGGUCUCUGGGUGUUAACAUUCAAAGAGAGGUCCGCUGGGACGAGCAUAUUAACAAUACAUGCAACCAGACGUAAUCUAAAUAUCGGCAACACCAGUGUGAAAGAAAGAGCCUAUAAAGCCUGCGUACAUCCGGUUUUAGAUUAUGCAUCUUCAGUCUGGGACUCAUUUACCCAGAAAAGUAACGACAGGUUGGAGGCGGUACAGUGACGGGCAGCAUGCUUUGUCCUGAACUACUACAAGAAUACCUCUAGCAGACCUGUUUACCCUUUAACUCUUAAAAUCUUACAAUAUCAUCACGAAAUCGUUCAUUACAUUAUCUUUAUAGUAAAAGAAUAAACAUACAGUAUAUAUAAUGUAUACAGCUCAAAAUCGUAAGAGUAAACAGGUCAGCUCUAGUGUUGGCAGCAUGCUGGAAACACUAGGCUGGUCACUAUUGGAGGAACGAUGACGACUAUCCAGGCUCUCCAUAACGUAUAAGAUAAAUAAUGGGCUGGUCCACUGCUCCAUCAUUAAACAGAAACUUGUCCCUCUCCCCCAUAGACAGUGACGAGGCCAUGACAGGCAAUUCUGACUCGUACCAGCGAGAAGCCAGUAUAGGAACUGCACAUUCCUGCCAAAGACAAUCAGGGACUGGAACAAGCUUUCAAAAGGAACUUUUGAAGCGACAAAACUUGACACAUUUGCGUCUAUUGCCUUAGGCCUUCCAACCCCCAGUUCAUGAUACCCUCACAAAGUAGCCCUUGCAACCAGUGAAAUAUCCUCAUAAACACCAGGCACAGAAACAUUGCAAAUUCUCUCUAGAUGCAUAUAAGCCAGAAUGAUCAAUAAAUUGAUCGUGGGCUCCUAAUAUAUAAAAGAAGAAGAAGACAUUUUAAAUCCAAUUUUUUCAUAAUGACUACAAGGGAACUUGUGUUGUUGUUUGUUUUUUGUUAGAUGUCUCAAGUAAGUUUGUUAUUCUUUUUUAAUCCGAACAGGUGUAGCAGUAUUAGGCAUCGGUCUCAUUGCCAUGGGAGAAGAGGUGGGUUGUGAGAUGUCAUUCCGAGCAAUGGGCCAUCUUCUGCGUUACGGGGAGCUGCCGAUUCGACGAGCUGUUCCCUUGGCGCUGGCUCUUAUUUCAGUGUCCAACCCAAAACUCAACAUACUCGACACAUUGAGCAAGUUUUCUCAUGACAGUGAUCCUGAGGUAGCACAUAAUGCUAUUAUUUCCAUGGGCAUAGUUGGUGCAGGUCAGUCUUUGGAACUUUUUCCAUUCAAAUUAUUUAGUUUUCUUAAGAUUGUUUUUUAAUCGUAACCUGAUUUCCCCAGCUUAAUUUUUUAAUAAUUUGAUGAUAUACACAAUAACAAAUUUUUCGAACAGGAACCAACAAUGCCCGUUUGGCGGCCAUGCUUCGUCAGUUAGCAGUCUACCAUGCCAAAGAUCCCAACAAUUUGUUUAUGGUGCGCCUGGCGCAAGGCUUAACCCAUCUUGGUAAAGGUACCCUUACACUGAGUCCCUACCAUAGUGAUCGUAUGCUCAUGUCUCCAGUUGCUGUUGCUGGUUUGUUAGCAGUCCUUGUUUCUUGCCUUGAUGUGAAAAAUAGUAAGUCAUCUUUAUGUAUUUAAACAGUGAUAUAUUUUAUAUUAAAAUUAUUCUUUUCUUUUAGUCAGUCCAUAAAAAUUUGGUUAAAUUAGAUUUUGCUUAAAAAUUGAAUGAUUUUUGUCAUCAUAAUUGUUGAGCUAUAUGAAGUAGAGGCAUUUUUACAUACAUCAGUUGAACUCUCAUCUGUUAAAGUUAGCAAAAUUUAGAAUGCUGCAAAAUACAACAAACUAACUUGUUCUUCUUUAAGUGUAAAAGCUUUAUUAAAUUGAAACCUGGUGCUAAUAUAUUCGAUUCCUUUUCUUCCCAGUUAUUCUUGGUAAAUCUCAUUAUAUGCUGUACAACUUGGUUUCUGCCAUGCAGCCUCGUAUGCUGGUCACAUUUGAUGAACAGCUGCGUCCACUCCCCACAACAGUCAGAGUUGGACAGGUAAGAAACAUACAGGGAAUAUCCAAAAGGCUCUAUAAACUUUAAAAACAGUCUGUGGUAACUUAUCUGUAAUUUUGUUAUGGCAAAAUGUUCUCAGUGGAAGUUGAGCUGAUCUUGUUAUUGGUAAACUUUCCCUUUCAGUGAUCUUGUUAUUGAUAAACUUUCCCUUUCAGUGAUCUUGUUAUUGGUUAACUUUCCCUUUCAGUGUGAAUCAGACUUCAUUAUGUCAGAGAUUUGUAAUUUUUUUUUAUUAGCCCCCUUUAAAAAAUAUAUAUUUACAUUAAUUUUUGUGUGUGUCAUUGCAUGGCUUUAAAAGUAUGAGCCUCGGUAAAUAUUUUAAAAGCUCCAUUAUAAUGAGAGUAUUCUUUUAAGUAAAUAUAUUUUAGGCAUUUUGUAUAUAUCUCUAUAAAUUACUUCAUUUUUAUUUUAUUCGGAACCAUAUAAAAGUUAGUUCCUAAUUUUUAUUUUCUUGUUUACUCUAUGUAAGGCUGUAGAUGUUGUUGGCCAAGCAGGUAAACCCAAGACCAUCACAGGGUUCCAAACUCAUACAACACCUGUGUUAUUAGCUUAUGGUGAGAGGGCAGAACUGGCAACUGAAGAAUGUAUCCUUUAUAAACAUAAUUAUUUUAACUAUAUAAAUAACUCAAAGCGAGUUGUUCACCAGCUUGUAAUUGGGUGACAUAAAUAUUCACUUGAUUUUGAAUAAGAAUUGGUCACUUUAUUUGAGGAUAAAAUAGAUAAUUUUUAUGAUAUAUUCUAUUUGCAAACAGAAAGGUCUAAACAUAAAAAAACGAAAGCUUAAACCUAUAAGUCAGCUAUAAAAUACUGGUAUUUUAGGUUAAAAUGUCAGGAGUUUUUGUUUUUUUUAAGGUGGCGUGGUGAGGGUUAUUUAGUGAUCAUAUUAAUUAAAAAAAUUUUGGUCUCAGUUUAACUUACCAAAACAGCUUGGAUUUUUGCACUUUUCUAUCUUAAAGUAAAAAAAUAGUGUUCAUAUCAAAAGAGCUUUUCAAUAACUAAACUAGAUUUAGUUUUAUUUUUUUAAAGAAGUUAAUUUUUAAAGGGAAUUUCUUAUUUGGUUGAUAGCCAUAAACUCGAGCAAGUCUUCUAUGUGACCAUUUAUUUUAACUUAUCUGCCUGAAAAUACUAAAUGAUAUCCUUAACUCGAUGAUCAGAUAUACCUUUGACAACAAUUAUGGAAGGUUUUGUCAUCUUGCGCAAAAAUCCAGAUUACAAUGCAGAAUCUUAAUUUCAUGCCAUUAAUUAAUUUAAGUUUAAAUUUAUUUUGUUGCCUUGCUAUAAGUCUUUGUUUAUUCUAUGAUUCUGUCUGGAUUAGAUUCCAGAAUUACGUAUUAGAGACAGUGAACACAUUGAAAGUGUUUUUUUUUUUUUAAAAGCAAACUUUUUUUUCAUGUCAAAUGUUCAAAUAUGAGCAAAUGUUCACAAAGAAAAAAAUUUAGGAUGGAGGGUGUUAUAUGCUAGCACAGCUUUGAUUUGAGAUUACAACUGUGUAAAUGGAGAGAAAAAAAUGUAAUAAAUGUGAUGUAUGAUAUUUUCAAGCUUUUAGUUACCAGUACUAACAUGUCAAAAUUGCUAUCGUGUCAUGUUUAAUUCCCAUAGCAAGAAACAGAAACAAAUGAGCAAACCCAAGCGCACUCCUUUCAGUUCAGUUUUUAUAAUUUUAAAUCAUGUCUGUAAUUUAUGCAGGGACUUUGCAGCUUGAUGAAUACUUUUAAUUAAUUAAGUACUUUCUUACAGCUACAUGUCUGACACUUCACAAAAUAAUACUCUGACAGUGGUCAUUGUUAAAACAUAAGUUAAUAUUCCACAACUGUUUUUUUUUAUUUAAAAAAGUCCUACCCGUAAAUCAUAAUCUUUAAAAAAAAAUUUGAUAGUUUAUAAUUGCAAAUGUUUCAAUAUUUUUGUUUUAUAUGACAUUCAAAAAUAAAUAUAUUCAUUUUAUGAAAUCAGGUGAUAUUGUUUUUUUUAAAUUUAUGAUGAUAAAUUAAUUUGUUUUGUUUCCAAAUGUUAACAACAUAAAAAUCAAGAAUAGAAGGUGAAGAGUUAGUUGUAAAAUUUAUUACAUAUAUAUAUAAUUAUAAUGAGAAAGAAUGGAAAUUUUAAAAAACAUGUCAUAUUGGAUUCAUAAAAUUUGCAUAAUUUCAAUAAAAUUUUAAAUGUUGAUUAGAUUUCCACAUCAAGACAUUACAUUACUGUUCCAAAGUACUUUAAAAGAUAAGGGGCAAAACUGAUCUAAAACAUAACAGGUUGUAAAGGGUAAAUCUGGCAUCUUAUUUAUGCCAUCUUUGGUAUCAAAAAUUGUUGAAAUUUGUGUAGAUAUAUUUGCACAGGACCAGAUAUAUUAAUUAAAUGUAAAUUCUAACAUGGCAUUCUACAAAUAAGUUGUUAAAAAAUGAUGGAAUAAAAAAUAUACAUAAAAGCAAAUGGACUCUCAACUGCACAGCAGCAGAGCAGAUUUUGAAAUCUAUUUUUAGAAGUCACUAAGCUGUUAAAUGAUUCAUAUAACCCAGUUUUGUUCCAUUACUUCUCUUCCUGGCUCCCAUUACUUCUCUUCCUGGCUCCCAUUACAGCUUGCUGUGGUUAUUAACUAUAAUAUGUUAACAUAAGUUAAAAUCAGGCUCCUCCUAGGCUCAAUGCAGGGGUGUGGCCUCUGGAUGUAUCACAAAGGAACUUAUUUCUGCAUUCUGUUGGCGAUUUUCAUUUUUGGCAUUAAUGCUUGAUCAUUUUUUGGGAAAGUACGGGCAAUUUCAGUGACCUGCCCCUUUUUUUGAUAGACAUAAAAAUAUAGAUAGAAAUAAGCAAUAAAUUAUAAAACAAUUUUACAUGCAUUAUGAAUUUAAAAAUUCUAGGAAGGGGGCUCAGCCUCCUCCUCAAACCCCACUUAUGCUUGGUGCACUCCCUCAUCACAUCUUCAUCUAUCAAAUGGUACUAAAUUGGGUUUUUUCUUAUUUGAGCUAAUAAAUAAAAUUUCAAACAUAGCUUUUGGAUCUUGACCAAACUCGUACUCUUACACUUUAUUCAUAUUCAAAACCGAAGGGGAUUUUCACAUUGUUGCUUAGUUAUCUUUUUAUAAGUUUCUUGAAGAUAUUUAGCUAAUUCUACAGCUUUAAUUUUUUCUAAAAUUUAAAAUGCUUUAAGAUUGUAUAAAUGUCCUUUUUAUGUUUAUGUUUCCAUAACUUUCAAUGAUUUUCAUCGAAUGUUAUGGAAUAAGAAAUAAAGAUAAUUUUGGAAGUUUAUCAAACGGGAACACACAAGAGAACGGGAUCCCAUCGGGGAACGUAAUGUUUACAAAAGUUGUUUUAAAUGUGCAUUUUGAAGGUGAAAAUUUAAAUUUUGUAUUUUUCUUUAGUGACAUGUUUUUUGUAGAGUACUGUUACUUUAGAUGUUAUCUAAAAGGCUUUAGAAAUUGUUUUUUCCAAAUGCAAUCCUGGGAAACACUUGGUAUAUUUGGUAGUACAUACAUAAACGUCAGUCAUCUACUUUUACAGUGACCUUUAUUAGACAUGCGAUGUCAUUGUAUACAUUAUAUUGUCUGUUAAUUUACUAAUACAUCAUGGCAUUUGUACGAUUUUGAAAUGGUAAAGCACUAUUCUGAGACUAUUUUUCUAUUUUGGGAGUUCCAGUGUAACCAGGCCUGCGGAAGAAUUUACGUAUAACCUUUGCAAUUUAAAAUGGGAGCAAAGAGUGAAUUGAUGCUUAAAAUACUUGCUUAUUUAGAAGUAAAAUUUAGUUUACUAAGUCAUACUAUUUGUUAAGCAUGCUCCUCAAUUUCUAAAAAAAUAUUUGUACAACUUGAUAAAACAAUUAACACAUAGAAAUUGGCAAAUAAAAUACAAAGGAAUUAUUUUUAUUUUUUAAAAUCAAAAUAGUCCCUGUAGAGAGCCCAAAUUAUUUUUUUAAACCGAUCAAGAUUACCAUAAUUGCAUGUAGAGUUUUUAACAAAAUUAAGAAAUAUAAAAAAAGUAUUGCCAUAUUCUCUCAAAAUAAGAUUAUAAGAGAAACUUGAAAUUAUGCUCAGCCAUUUUGUUAUGCUUAAGUUUAUGUAAAAAUAAUCGGGGAUAAAUCGGGCAACAACACUAAGUCAAGAUAAGAAUUUGAGCCAUAUCUUUUGAAAUUAAUUAACACAGCAUAAUAAAAUGUUUAAAUACAAAAAGCAAUUUUUAAUGACCAGGAGAAUCAUAAGUGGAAUGUUACUUGAUCAUGAUGGGGGGGGGAGUAUGAUGAUGUUGGAAACACCUUUACUUUUCAGUACAAGAGAACAACGUGCUUCGUUCAUGUAAGUUUCAUUCAUUGAAUGAUCUAUAAGUGGAUUUCGAUGCAAACUUUAAUACUGGGUAUUUUAAAGAUAGGUCUGACAACCCCCGGUUUAAUAACUAAGUGAUAAAACAAACAUGAUUUGAGAAUGACAAUGUGUGUAAAGUAAAAAUUGUUAUUGUUCCAUUUCUGUUACUGAUACAGGGGAACAUGACCUAAUAUUGGUCUAAGAGAGUAGCUGGUCCAAGGGAAAUGUGUUCUUCUAGGGUCUUAUUUGAAAGUGCUAUAUUUCCUGUAAAAAGGGUACAUCCUCAAUCAGUUUUUUUUUGUGUUCCAAAUUUUAAAAAAAGCAGCUUUGGAGACUGUAGACAGAACUGGCAUAGAGCAGAAUAGAAUGGCAUAGAGCAAAACAGACUGAAAAAACUGGCAUAGAACAAUGUAGACUAAUAACUGUCAUGAGGUACUAAAGAAAAAUAAUGUUUACCAUGAGCAAGCUACUCUGUUUUACCAAUAUUUGAACACACUCCAUGGCAAUUGACAUUUCAGAAAUGAUAAGUUUUGAAAGUUGUGCUUUGAAUGCUUGUGUGUCUUAAAUACUGUAUAUGUACGCAUGCAUAGAACAACAAAUGUGUAAAAUGGGUGAAACUGUUUUCACUCUCAACAGAUGCUGCAAAGAUGCUACCUCAUAUACUAUUAUCACAUUCAAAUGCUUAAGAGAAACUUUUGAGAAUGCAAGACAGCACAGUAUUCAGUUAAAUGUUUCCUAGUCUCUGUUAUUCUUUUUUUUUUUAAAAAUAAAAAGAGCUUGAAAAUAAAGUACAUUUAAAUUCUGAAAACAGAAUGAAAAAAAUACAUAUGCAACAUUAAUAUUAUAAAUAUGGCACACAAACUAAAAAAGCAGAACCAGAUCUAAUUUAAAGAAACAUGAAAACAAAAUUUUAAAAUAUGUCUCUUUUAAACUACUGUAUAAAAUUAAGUAAUUUUACUACUCCAUUUUUACUUCACUGUAAUCUUACUUCAUGGGUAAAACACAAGAAAGUUAAAUAACUUUUUGUGAAUUAAGUACUGAUGUAAACAAAAAAAAAUCUUAUUUUGCACAGCAAUCAAGGGCAAGGUCACUUUGCAAUGGAUUGUUUUUACUUAAUUAAUGGAUGUUAAUUUUUAAGCUCAUGAUUACAUUUGUUAAAUUGAAUGUACCGCAUGGUGAGCCCAGCCCUAGGCUGGGGUACCGCACGAUAUAAAAACCACUAAUAAUAAUGAUAAUAAAAUUGUUGACAAACCAAGCUUUAACAAUGCAAAAAAUUGCAUUUCUUUCUGUAACAUAACGUUAGGGCUCACUCAAUGUGCUGUGGGAAUAGUUCAGAUUAAGAAAAAUGAUUAUACUAACAGGCUUAAAAUACUCUAAAUAAAAACUUACUGACUCCAAAGUAACCCGGUAUUAAUAGUCAAACAAAAGCUUACUACUGGAAUUUCACUAAAAUUUAGGAUUUGGUAUCCUAAAUUUAAAUCUUUAUAAAAAUCACACAAAGUUUUUGCACUUAUAUUCUUUAAAAUAUAAAUGAUAAAAUUAAGCAUAUGAGGCAUAAUUUAACAAUUAUAAUUUUUAGAAACUCAAGC